Messenger RNA from Trichoderma harzianum CBS 226.95, 3585 nucleotides. RefSeq lists its product as hypothetical. Lineage: Eukaryota; Fungi; Ascomycota; Sordariomycetes; Hypocreales; Hypocreaceae. Gene Ontology annotation, molecular function: ubiquitin protein ligase activity; ribosome binding. The transcript has 7 exons. The record is from RefSeq and is a predicted model, not a curated record. Gene Ontology annotation, biological process: protein ubiquitination; rescue of stalled cytosolic ribosome. The annotation marks the transcript as partial.
UCUGCCGCAGUGUCCUCCGACGAGAACCAGCGCUAUACCGCCAUCAUUGACGACAUCCUCUCCACUGCUGAUCUCGAGACCAUCUCGCGCAAAAAGGUCCGCCAGGGCCUGGAGAAUGCUCUGGGCGGCAAGGACUUGAGCGAGCAAAAGGCAAGCAAACAAAAAACUUGGAGAGAUGCCAUCAAGAAGCUGAUAGAGGAGCGCUUCGACGCUGUCUCUGGCGCUGACCAAGGCGACGCACCCCCUUCUUCCAUGCCCGAUGCCCCGAGCAACAAACGGUCAGCCACCAAUGGCACCUCGUCGCACGACGACCCCUCUGCAUCUCCCGAGCCGGCCAAGAAAAAGACCAAGCGGUCCUCGUCCACCGAGGAUGCCGACGCCCGCCUGGCUGCUCAGCUCCAGGCGCAGGAGAACAGACUCGCGAGGAGCCGUACCACCCGCGGCGGAGGCGACAAGGCGCGAUUGGCCAAGAAGAAGAAGGCCCCGCGCAAGAAGAGCGCCAAAAAGGUCGGCGACGACGAUGACAGCGAGGUGGACGCCAGCGGAGACUCUGCUCCCAAGCGCAAGGCUGGCGGUGGCUUCCAGAAGCCCUUUAUCCUGAGUCCUACCUUGUCGGAGCUGUGCGGUGAAACCCAGCUCUCUCGUCCUCAAGUCGUCAAGAAGCUGUGGGAGCACAUCAAGGCCAACGAUCUUCAAGAUCCCAAGGACAAGCGCCAGAUUCGUUGCGACGAAAAGAUGCAGGCUGUGUUCAAGCAGGCCAAGGUCGACAUGUUUCGCAUGAACAAGGACAUUGGGAGCCACCUCUACCCAGUGGAGGAGAAUAUGCAUACAGUGUCUGUGAUAAUGAUGACCAUUGACUUCCAUAUGAGUGCUGCUAUUGUACAUGAACAACUUGGCCCCCCAAUUGCGCCUGCCUCGUUUGUACAAAACCCCCCUCCCCCAAAAGCUGGAGGGGCCCAAAAGAGAGGCCAAAAAAAUCGCAGCCAAAACUUUUGUGACGAGCGCAGACAAACGAUUCCUUUUUGUCAUCUUUCAACUUCAAUCACUUGCGACACGCAUCCCACAUCGAAUACGCAUACGACUUCAUCACAAGCAUCCACCAUGUCGAGCGCUGAGGGAGCAUCUACAACCACCGGCCGAAGCGACGGCGGCUCUAGAGGACGCGGCCGUGGUGGAGGCGGUGGAGGAGGCGGAGGAAGAGGAAAUCAAGGUCAGAAUCGAGGCGCCAAACGAGGAGGAAGAGGCGGCGGCGGCAAUCGAGGACAAGGACGAGGACAAAAGGGCCCGGAUUCAGCUUCAGCUGCUACAGCUACAACCGAUGCUGCUGGCCAAGCUGGACUUGCGGCGCCGGCAAAGGAGAACAAGGCUGCCUUGGCGACUGCUCCAGAGCCCGACGACGAUGACGAUGCCGAAGUCUGCUUCAUCUGCGCCAACCCUGUUGCCCACCACUCCAUUGCGCCGUGCAACCACAAGACAUGUCAUAUCUGCGGUCUGCGCAUGAGGGCGCUAUACAAGACCAAGGACUGUGCCCACUGUCGUACGUCAGCUGCGUUUGUCAUCUUCACCGACGAUGCCGAAAAGAGAUUCGAGGACUACACAGACAAGGACUUCACCACCACCGACAGCAGCAUCGGCAUCAAGUACACAAACGAGGACAUUGUCGGUGACACCGUCCUCCUGCUGAGAUACAACUGUCCAGACGAGUCGUGCGACUUUGCCGGCCUGGGCUGGGCCGAUCUGCAUCGCCAUGUCAAGUCGGCGCAUCGCAAGCGCAUGUGCGACCUCUGCACCCGCAACAAGAAAGUAUUCACCCACGAGCACGAGCUAUUCACCGACAAGGAGCUAGAGAAGCACAUGCGCCACGGUGACGACAAGCCGGGCGCUGCCGACCAGACGGGCUUCAAGGGCCACCCCCUGUGCGGCUUCUGCGGCGAACGUUUCUAUGACGAUGAUAAGCUGUUUGAGCACUGCCGCAUGAAGCACGAGCGUUGCUUCCUCUGUGAUCGCAGAGACUCGAGACAACCCCAUUAUUUCCUCAACUAUGAAGAGCUGGAGAAGCACUUUAAGAAGGACCACUUUUUGUGCUCUGACCGGGGAUGCUUGGAGAAGAAGUUUGUCGUCUUCGAGUCUGAAUUGGAUAUGCAAGCGCAUAACCUCGCCGAGCAUGCCGGUAAACACGUGGGCCGAGACGCCAGGCUUGUCGACAUCUCUGCCUUUGAUAUCCGCCAAUCUUAUCAACAGGAGAGACGCGGAGGCGGUGGUGGAGGUGGUGGUGGCCAGCGAGAUGGAGAAGGACGAUCGCGAGCGAGAGGAAGAGGCAACAGGGGAAGGGACCCCAACGAAGACAGCAUACUGCCCACCGUAUCAUCUACCGUUCCUCUACGGAGAGACGAACUCGCAUUCCAGCGGCAGAUGGCCAUCGUCUCGGCACCUUCAGGCUCCAACCGGACGUUCCGUGGCCAGCUAUCGGCCCCUACUCCUGCUCCUGCUCCCUCUACCGCCCCUGUAACCCCCACUCUCGCACCAACACCUGCUCAAGCUUCGACGGCUCGGAAUGCUGCUCAGGCACCAUCAAGGCCCCGGAGCGUUGGUCCAGGCGCCGGCCCCGCUGCUCCCACGAAUGCCAUUGAGAAUCUCAGCCUUACCGACACGGCCAACCUGUCGGCCGAAGAGCGAGCUCGUCUGGUUCGUCACGGCAGCGUCAUUGAGCGAGCCGCAAACCUGUUAGGCAACGAUUCACAUAAGAUGGCGGCAUUCCGUAGCCACAUCUCGACGUAUCGCCAAGGAGGCUUCACAGCACCCCAGCUGGUCGAGGCUUUCUUCACACUCUUUGCCGAUGUUUCCUCAACUGCCCUUGGAACCCUGGUACGAGAGUUGGCAGAUUUGUUCGAUGACAAGAACAAAGCCGACAGCCUGAGAAAGGCCUGGCAAGACUGGCGUGCCAUCAAUGAAGAUUAUCCUAGCCUGCCUGGCCUAGGAGGCAUGCAAGGAGCAACGUCGAGCUCUAGCGGAUGGGCAAGUGCUGCGGCCACGAACACAAACUUCACCGUCGUCGGUGCGAAUCAACGAAACUCAACGAGGGUCCUGAAGCUGAAGAAUAGCACUCGGUUAGGCGGUCCGGCACCCAAUCCGGUGAGAAGUGUUCCCGGCUGGGUCCCGGCGUCUUCGUCCUCCAAGCCGCCAUCUUCAUCAGCAUUCCCCUCUCUACCCCCGCCGUCUUCAUCAUCAUCAUCAGCCGCCGCACGUGUGGCUUCUAGUGCAUCUGCUCCAUCUUGGACAGCCUCAUCGUCCUCGCAGUCGACGCAGUCUCGGGGACCCCCGCCGCCCAACACUCGCGCUGAAGACGCUUUCCCUGCGCUCCCUGCGGCACCCAAGCCACAGACGACCAUCUUUGGAUACGGCAAGGGCCGCGGCGUGAGGCGGGAUUUCGGCCAGCAGGAGUCGAAUUUCCAGUGGGGAGCUGCGCCUGCGUCGUCGUCUGCAGCGGCUGAUGUCGAGGAGCCUGAUGAUGCUGAGACGACAGGAGGCAAGGGAAAGAAGGGAGGAAAGAAGGGCAAGAAGCAGAUUCUGGUGCAGUGGGGAUAA